CCAGAGUAUCGAGAAUAUUUUUCCAAUCCUGUAGCAUUUGGUUCAUUUGACGUGAAGUAUGGCAUGGUUUACAUCAGACGUAAAGCUUGUUUGGGAAUGUGCAGCGGUUAUCGUAGACGGAAUUGGAUCGAUAAGCAAUGUAGAGACGGAUCUAGGAUACGGUGUGCGACAUCAAUAGGCAAAAGGCUCCUCCAACGUUCGGUGAUUAUGAAACCAGCUUCCUUUCGUUCAAAAGCAUUAAACUCACUCGCGAGUCUGUGAAAAGGAUUUGACGACUAUCGUGGUAAAACAAAUCUUACAUUGUGCAAUCGCACUUGGUACGCAAAACGAGAACGGGCUGGCUAUCGGUUGGCAGCGAGGGCGGUGGUUCGCACCGCCACGGUUAGGACAGAUGAGCAUGAACAAAGUUCUUCUGGUGUUUAUCGUGGCCAGUGGCUUCCUGUUAUUUAUCUAUGCCAACAGUAGCAUUUUCAGUCGCCGUAUCCUGCCGAAGGAAACCGGCAGUUCAAGAACGGCUCACAUGAGUGGGAUAGUGGCUUCAGCUCUAGUACAUCAAAAUCACCACACCUUUACACAAAACGGCACUGUGAGCAAUGAGGCAGGAAGCGAAACAUCCGCAAACCGCUUAAAACGAGUGAAAUACAUUUCUAAAGGGCUAAACGAAACGGAGUACAACGUCUUCAUCAUCUAUACAAAGGAAAGCCAAAAUCGUAUUCUCCACAGUCAGCUUGAAUUGUUUCUUCGUAGUUUACUCAAAUACAGUACCAUCGAAUUGCAUCUGCACAUCAUCACCGACGAGCAGAGUGAACAAUCGGCCGAAGAGCUGAUCAAGCAGCAAAUUGAACGAUUUCACCGGACGGCAUUUUACACGCUCUAUGACGUACGCGACUGUGCGGAGAAGAUCAGUGAUAUAGUGCACAGUAUGUCUACGUUGUUCAACUACCGAUCCGGUAGCUAUUACAGCGAUGCCUUAUUUCUACUAUCCCUCGGAAUGCACCGCAUUGUUGACAGAAACAUGCAACUGGCCAUACUAAUCGAUUGUGAUGUCGUAUUCAGGUCAUCUAUUAAAGAACUGUUUGAUCAAUUUGAAUCUUUCGCACCGGAUCAGCUAUUUGGGUUGGCACCUGAAUUAACACCAGUCUACCGUCAUGUGCUCUCGCGGUAUAGAAUGAACAAUCCGCACACGCUCUUUGGAAGUCCGUAUUAUUUAAAAAAAUUACCGCCUCUGGACGAUGCACCACUGGCUAAGGAAGGCCAUAGCAAAAACUCAAUCCACUCCAGUGUAAGACAACGGUUAGGGUACCCUGGAUUGAAUUCGGGUGUAGUCAUGUUGCAUCUAGAUCGCAUUCGACGAUCACGGUUGUAUGAGGAAAUUAUUAAAGAGAACACCAUUAAAAAUAUGGCUGAAAAGUACUCUUUUCAGGGUCAUCUUGGUGAUCAGGAUUUUUAUACACUGAUGGGUUUCGAAUUUCCAGGAUUAAUUUAUCGAUUAGAUUGCGUCUGGAACCGGCAAUUAUGCACGUGGUGGCGAGAGCAUGGUUACAGUGACAUUUUCGACAGUUACUUUCAUUGCGAGGGAACAGUUAAAAUUUAUCACGGUAAUUGCAACACACGAGCGCCAGAGUAACACAUCAUCUAGAACAGGUGAAUCUUUCCAUCGAUUUGCUUGCUCUUUUCUGGAGGACACGGAAGUUGUUCGCAAUGUUGAUUAUGUUGUCCAUAGGUCUAAUAAUAUUAGGAUAGAAGUAUAGAUCUCAAUCGAAUCAUCUCAUUCUCAUGUACUUACGAUACGGAUGUUUUGUUAACCACAAAUAGUGUCCACAAAUAGUUUGUCAAAUAGUUAUAGCAAAUAAUGCUAACAGUUUUUAAGUCCAUUAACAUUACCAUAAUUGCUCUUCCAGAACAUUCCAGCAAUAUUGUAAUCGUUCUCGCUUAUGUAUGUAACGGUUUUACUAAAAACUACAUCUCAAUUGUGUGCUAUAAAUAUGUGGUUUUGUGUAUUGCAAACACAUCAUGGCAUUUGACACGUUGCAAAAUGUUAAGAAUUUAUUUCUGUUACUAGCUUUCCAGUGUUUAUUUUUGUCUUUGUUUGAGCAAGAGUAAGCGGGUUAUUUAAGUGCAUUCCAUUAUAAAAAAAUGGACGGACUAUGUAAUCAAAUUAAACUAGACAAGUAUAUAAUUAUUAUUGACACUUGUUUCGUCGUUACAUUUCCUUUAUUAGUUUCCAAACAUAACAUAACGAUAAAAGAGUGCAAUAAGCAGUUUCGAAAUACGAUUAUCAUGUCGUCGGCGCAUGGCAAUAAAGUGUGAAUUGAACAAAAGUAUAGAAAACAUAAAGGCAAGAAAAUUCCCCUUUUUGAUAAUAUAGUUUAUUGAACAGAA
This is a messenger RNA of Anopheles coustani, 2382 nucleotides long. Its product is annotated as xyloside xylosyltransferase 1. The coding region runs from base 392 to 1627 and encodes 411 amino acids. The record is from RefSeq and is a predicted model, not a curated record. The transcript is spliced from 2 exons. Gene Ontology annotation, molecular function: UDP-xylosyltransferase activity. NCBI's taxonomy places the organism in Eukaryota, Metazoa, Arthropoda, Insecta, Diptera, Culicidae.